GUCAUCAAAACCAAACAUCUUCACUGGCAUCAUUUCCAGGAUCCAUCAUUUUCACUCCUGUCCGAGCCAUAUUCCAUGCUCUUGCAAACCAAUCAAAAGUCCAUUAUUUGCAAAUUUUCGAGCCUUACAGAUGUGCCUGAUGCGAAGCCGGGAGUCCGAGUACGAAGCUAUGUCAUGUAACGUGUAGCAGAUCUGCAAUAAGAACAUUCCACAGACUAUACUAUGGAUCUCAAGCUUGUUUAAAAACUUUAAUCAAGAAGGUAUCACUUUAGACUUCACUUGGCCCUUCCAGCCAUCAUCAUUGUUAUGCGAAUACAUCGUUCGUAAUUGGCUGCGCGCGUGCGAGUGCGAGAAAAGACCCACGAGGAUGGAUAUUACGGGGGAAACAACGAAUUUAUAUUCUCCGAGAAUGAGGAUCAGCAUACACACUAACUCCCAUUGAACGUUCGAGUUUCAUCUUGGGCGUGGAACUGCCACCUUAAUAUCUUUGACUGCAGCUAAAAAUGGCAUGUCAAAACCAAUGCGAGGUCCGAGAAACACUUCAUUAUCGGCUCUACUUGCGGAUAGCUACCGUUGACGGCGUUCCGAUAUGCAUGAAGUCCGGCAUUGAUUCUCUAAAUUGUCUAAGAAGGGGGCCCAGCAACUUUCUUCAUCUGGUAGUGGGGAUCCGGGGUCUUUCGAUCCACGAUGAUGGCAGUGAUCACCAUAGGCAGUGCAAAACUCACUAUUUUGCUUGCCUUGUGCGAAUCGUUUCGUCGGACCGUCUUAUGAUAGGUUCAUCUAAUAUGAAAGGAUGGAAUUGAAGUGUUUUGAUACAAGGAGUCUUGGGUGAGAAGGGGGGUGUUCUAGAAGCUGUUGAUAUGAUAAAUACCUCGAUCUGCUGUUCAGGAACAAUAUCUACAACUCACUCACAUUCAAUCACUUCAAUUUCAAAUACACAUUUAUUAUACCUACAAGCAAAUAUGAGACUUAACGUUCUUCCUGCCACUCUAGCUUUUGGCUUGGUCACUGCUAGAGCUCACUACCACCAACACGAUGCCGCCAACGAGACUGAAGGUGUUUGGAUAGCACCUACCGAUACUGACUUUCGCGGUCCAUGUCCCAUGAUGAAUACCUUAGCAAAUCAUGGGUUCCUUCCCCGCGAUGGCAGAAAUCUCACGGAAUACAACGUUGUCAAGGGUCUCAACGAUGGUCUCAACUUCAACAAAUCUCUUGCAACAAUCAUGUUUCAACAAGCUAUACCAGUUAGUCCAGCUUACCCAAAUACGACCUCCUUCACUCUCGACGAUCUCAACCGCCACAACGUCCUCGAGCACGACGGAAGUAUAAGUCGCUCCGACGCCUACUUCGGCAACAACCACGUCUUCAACCAAACCGUCUUCGACACCACAAAAGUGUACUGGCCCUCUGAGGUCCUCACCGGUCAGCAUCUCGUCGACGGCAAACUCUUCCGACAAAUCGUUUCUCGCUCCACAAACCCCAACUAUACAUUCACAACCACGACGGAAGCAUUCAGUCUUGGAGAGAUGGCCGCGCCAAUCGUGGCCUUUGGUGAUAAAUUUGCGGUCACGGCAAAUAGAACUUUGGUUGAGAGUUGGAUUGAAAAUGAACGAUUGCCCACUGCAUUGGGAUGGAGUAAGCCAACCGAGGAGAUUUCUUUGGAGGAUAUCUCCUAUGUGACGCAGUAUCUUGGCAACCUCACUACGGUCUUGAGCGAUGCUGUUCUUACACCGAGAGAUCAAAGUACUAGUGCUCAUGCUAAACGUAUGGGUCAUUGGGGUAUUUCCAUGUAAAGAAACUUGAUAGGAGAUGCAGGGGGGGCAUAGCCCGGGUGAUCCGGGAUGAAACAUUGGGUUAAAUUGAAUGAACUUGCUUGGUGCGUAGGGGAACAUUGACUUCAUUUUUGUAUAUAGAUCUUAAAAUUUUGAAUGGAAUAGCUCCUAAGCUCGAACUUUCGAGCGUGGAUAACUUCGCUUUCUCAUGGCCCAAUUGAAUUAAGCAUUUUCA
This is a messenger RNA of Botrytis cinerea B05.10, 2007 nucleotides long. It is a transcript of the gene Bcprd7, whose product is annotated as Bcprd7. The coding region runs from base 963 to 1793 and encodes 276 amino acids. The transcript is spliced from 4 exons. Lineage: Eukaryota; Fungi; Ascomycota; Leotiomycetes; Helotiales; Sclerotiniaceae. The record is from RefSeq and is a predicted model, not a curated record. Gene Ontology annotation, molecular function: peroxidase activity.